Molecule: messenger RNA, 756 nt
Organism: Theobroma umbraticum
Lineage: Eukaryota; Viridiplantae; Streptophyta; Magnoliopsida; Malvales; Malvaceae
Source: RefSeq, a predicted model, not a curated record
UUUUGUGAAACAGGAAUUAUAUUGCUAAGAACACUUUUGGGGAUAAUUUGCUUGAUUAUAUUGGUUUUACGCAAAUUAAAAAGGAGGCAUUUGUCAAUGGAUGACAUGAUUGAGAAUUUUCUUCAGAGCCAAAACAAUUUAAUGCCUAUAAGAUAUUCUUAUUCUGAAAUAAAAAGAAUGACAGAAGGUUUCAAGAAUAAACUAGGACAAGGAGGAUAUGGCUCUGUGUUUAAAGGAAAACUUCGAAGUGGUCAACUUGUUGCGAUAAAAUUAUUAAACAAAUCAAAAACCAAUGGUCAAGAUUUCAUCAAUGAAGUUGCAACUAUCGGAAGAAUUCACCAUGUUAAUGUGGUAAGACUUGUUGGAUUUUGCGUGAAGGGAUCAAAACAAGCUCUUGUAUAUGACUUCAUGCAAAAUGGGUCCUUAGAUAAAAUAAUAUUUUCAACUGAAAGUAACACUUUGAGUUGGCAAAAAAUGUUUGAGAUUGCAUUGGGAGUAGCUCAAGGUAUUGAUUAUUUACAUAGAGGUUGUGAAAUGCAAAUUUUACAUUUCGAUAUCAAGCCACAUAACAUUCUUCUAGAUGAGAACUUUAUCCCGAAAAUUUCAGAUUUUGGCCUUGCAAAGUUGUAUUCAGUGGAUGACAGUAUUGUCCCUCUCACAGCUGCAAGAGGUACAUUAGGAUAUAUGGCUCCUGAAUUGUUUUAUAAAAUAUUGGAAGCAUCUCAUAUAAAGCCGAUGUUUAUAGUUUUGGAAUGA